Messenger RNA from Ostreococcus lucimarinus CCE9901, 378 nucleotides. RefSeq lists its product with no specific name. NCBI's taxonomy places the organism in Eukaryota, Viridiplantae, Chlorophyta, Mamiellophyceae, Mamiellales, Bathycoccaceae. The record is from RefSeq and is a predicted model, not a curated record. The coding region runs from base 1 to 378 and encodes 125 amino acids. The transcript has a single exon.
AUGCACUCCACGAUCGCAUUGCUGGCAAUCGUCGUGAUGUCGUUUUCCCACGUGUCCACCAAACGUCGCGCCACUUUUGACACGGUCUUUGAAUCCAAUGUGGCAAUGGCUUCGUCCAAUCCCGCGAAAAUUGGUUGCCUCCACGACUCGACGCGUCCUCCAAGAUCAGCUAAACUUACCGCUGUAUGUGCGACUGAGGUGGGAUCGCUCGCAUCGAUGGCGCUGCACAUGCGUUGCGCAAAAUCCGUGACGCUCUCAAGCGCUCGAGACGUUGUCGUCAUCGUCUUGGCGUCUGUUAUUUCGAGAAGCGCCGCGAUAUCAUUCAACUCACGGCAGUUGGUCUCUUCGCACGCACGCACGAUGGCAGAUACAAUUUGA